Didymodactylos carnosus is the source of this 1117-nucleotide messenger RNA. The record is from the annotation of a GenBank genome assembly. NCBI's taxonomy places the organism in Eukaryota, Metazoa, Rotifera, Eurotatoria, Philodinida, Philodinidae.
AUGAAAUUACAUCCGGGGUCUCACAAUCACGAUCUGUCUCAAUAUCUUUACGAACUCAUUAAAAAUAAUCGACCAUCAAAAUCUUUUUCUUAUAUCCACGACUCAUUCGAAUUUGUUAAGAAGAUUACAGGAAUCCAAAAUAGCUCCGAUCAAAUUAGGGUUAAUUUUGAUGUCGAUAAUUUAUACACAAAUGUUCCUGUUCAUGAAGCUAUAGAGAUUACUCUUGAUAUGUUAUUUAAAAGGCCUACUCCACCUCCGAGACCUUUUACUCGUCCACAAUUAAAACGAUUAUUAGAAAUUGCUGUAUGUGAUAUUCCAUUCAGAUUUCUUGAUAAAAUAUAUAUACAAAUCGACGGAGUAGCAAUGGGAUCACCUUUAGGACCAAUAUUAGCUGAUUUAUUUAUGUCAAAUAUUGAGCAAAAAUUAAAUAAAUUCUCAGCAAAUAAACCAUUAGUAUGGAUUAGAUGUGUAGAUGAUAUAUUUUGCAUUUUUAAAAAACAACAAAAUAUUAAUGAUUUCUUAAUGAGAAUUAAUAAGUGGCACCCGAAUGUAGAAUUUACAAUUGAACGAGAAUGUAACGAAAAAUUGGCCUUCCUAGACGUACUGAUAAGUCGAGAUAAUAUAAAUAAUAAAUAUAAUACUACGAUAUAUAGAAAACCUACCAAUACUAAUCUUUACUUACUAUAUGAAAGUAAUCAAUGCAGAGAAUAUAAAAUAGGCUUAAUUCGAACGUUGAUUAUUCGUAUACUUCUAAUUUGCUCAACAGAGGAAUUAAAGAAUGACGAACUUAAAUUAAUGAAGGAAACGCUGAUGAUGAAUGGUUAUCCACAACAUUUAAUUAAAAGAGGCGUACGUGAAGGAGAAAUUAUCACUAGAAGAAUGAUAUCUAAACGACAACAAGUACAGGAAUCAAUGAAAAAGAAGGAAGUUUACUUUCUUCUCUGUUAUUAUGGUCAAGAAUCAACCAUAUUAGCUCAAAGAAUUAAACGGAUAUGUAAAAAACUUAUACCUUCUUUACAAAUUAAUAUAUGCUUUAGAAAAACGUUCACAAUCAAAAGUGUGUUUCUUCCCAUCCAAAAAGGGCUAGAUGAAUCAAAAAAGAAUAAGAAAUUAGUAU